Molecule: messenger RNA, 237 nt
Organism: Iphiclides podalirius (scarce swallowtail)
Lineage: Eukaryota; Metazoa; Arthropoda; Insecta; Lepidoptera; Papilionidae
Source: the annotation of a GenBank genome assembly
AUGAUCGGAGCGGUCCCCGGGGCGCGGGAGGCCACGUGCGGGGCAUAUUCAAAUCAGAAUCGCACGCGGCGGACCCCCGUGUUGGCUAAAUACGCCGCCCGCACCGCGCCGCGCCCGGCCCACCCACUUACCGAGGGUCGGCCCUAUGUAAUCGAAUUUGAAAAUUAUUCUAAAACACUGAAUAAUGUAUUUCGAAGGGACCGCUCGCCCGGAGGCGGCGCUCGGCGCGCUGAUUUU